Molecule: messenger RNA, 1059 nt
Organism: Bombyx mori (domestic silkworm)
Lineage: Eukaryota; Metazoa; Arthropoda; Insecta; Lepidoptera; Bombycidae
Gene: vvl
Product: POU domain protein
Exons: 1
Coding region: 1-1059 (352 amino acids)
Biological process (GO): regulation of transcription by RNA polymerase II
Molecular function (GO): RNA polymerase II cis-regulatory region sequence-specific DNA binding; DNA-binding transcription factor activity, RNA polymerase II-specific
Source: RefSeq, marked provisional
AUGGCGGCGACCACGUACAUGCCCGCCGAGAUGGAGCUCGGCAACAUCGGCGGGUACCACGCGGCGUCGCCGCGUAGUGCUGAGCCUGCCGACAUGAAGUACCAGCAUCCGUUGCACUCGGGCGGGUCGCCGUCCCCGGGGGCGCCCGUGAUAGGGAACCCUUGGACGUCACUGCCACCCGCCGACCCCUGGGCGAUGCACCAGCAUCACGCACACGCACAUCAACCAGACGUGAAGCCUCCCCCGGCUCCUCACGACCACCGCCACUUGCAGCAUGCGGCCCACGGCUGGCACGCGCCCGUCGUCAGCCCGCAUUACGGUGCGGGCUCGCCCGUCACACUGCAUGGAGGAUACCCAAUGCCCGUGCACCAACACCAUAUGCUCAGAGACAUCCAGCCCUCGCCGCAUCCGCUGCAUCAUCACGCCAUGGAGCGGGAUCAGCCCGAGGAGGACACCCCCACGAGCGACGACCUCGAAGCAUUCGCCAAACAGUUCAAGCAGCGCCGCAUCAAGCUCGGUUUCACGCAGGCGGACGUCGGGCUCGCGCUCGGCACGCUCUACGGGAAUGUGUUUUCACAGACGACUAUCUGUCGUUUCGAAGCGUUACAGCUCAGUUUUAAAAAUAUGUGUAAAUUAAAGCCGCUGCUGCAGAAGUGGCUCGAGGAGGCGGACUCGACGACGGGCAGCCCGACCAGCAUCGACAAAAUAGCGGCGCAGGGUCGGAAGAGGAAGAAGCGCACCUCUAUAGAGGUUUCGGUGAAAGGUGCGCUAGAGCAACACUUCCACAAGCAGCCGAAACCGUCCGCUCAAGAAAUCACGUCGUUAGCGGACAGCCUGCAGCUGGAGAAAGAGGUGGUGCGCGUGUGGUUCUGCAACAGGAGACAGAAAGAGAAGAGGAUGACGCCACCGAACACGCUCGGCGGCGAGAUGAUGGAGGGCAUGGGGCACGCACACUACGGACACGGAGACGUGCACGGGUCCCCGCUGCAGCACUCCCCGCCGGGCCUGUCCCCGCAGCACGGGCUGCCGCAGGGCGCCCACACACUGGCAGCGCACUAA